CUGCUGGCAGGUUAACUUUGUCCUGGUUUUUUAAACACUUGUAAUAAAUUAAGUUAUUCCGGUAUUGCCUAAGUGAGUGAAAUGUUUACCUAAACGCGCAUUAAGUUGCACUCAGUUUAGAAGCGUUUGCAAGAUAACAAUCGCAUAUCUUAAGAUACAACAGCAAGGAAUUCUUCAUCACCCACAAAACCAAGGCCCAAUCACACAGACGGAAUCUGGGAAAGAUUUCACUUUCGCCCCACCAUCACUUUAUCCAUUAGCAAUAAUUGCUAAUUAUAUUGGCGAAACCCAAUUAAUUUUGUCGUGCUAUUUUCCGCUGCUCCAUAGAAUGACGACCUCGAUGCAGCCGAACAAGUAUACGGGCCUGGUGGCCGAUUUGAUGCCCAAUAUUCGGGCGAUGAAGUACUCGGGCCUGUUUAUGCACAACUUCACGGGCGGCAGUGCGUUCAUGAAGAAGGUGUACUCCUCGGUGCACCUGGUGUUCCUGCUGAUGCAGUUCGCCUUCAUCCUGGUCAACAUGGCCCUCAACGCCGAGGAGGUGAACGAGCUGUCGGGCAACACGAUUACCACUCUGUUCUUCACCCACUGCAUAACUAAGUUCAUCUACUUGGCUGUCAACCAGAAGAAUUUCUACAGGACCUUGAAUAUCUGGAACCAGGUUAACACGCAUCCCUUGUUCGCCGAAUCGGAUGCUCGCUACCACUCGAUCGCCCUGGCCAAGAUGCGGAAGCUGUUCUUUCUGGUGAUGCUGACCACCGUGGCAUCGGCCACCGCCUGGACCACGAUCACCUUCUUCGGGGACAGCGUCAAGAUGGUGGUGGACCAUGAAACGAACUCCAGCAUUCCGGUGGAGAUACCGCGGCUCCCGAUCAAGUCCUUCUAUCCGUGGAACGCCAGCCACGGCUUGUUCUACAUGAUCAGCUUCGCCUUUCAGAUCUACUACGUCCUCUUCUCGAUGAUCCACUCGAACCUGUGCGACGUGAUGUUCUGCUCCUGGCUAAUCUUUGCUUGCGAGCAGCUGCAGCACUUGAAGGGCAUCAUGAAGCCCCUGAUGGAGCUAUCGGCCUCUCUGGACACCUACAGGCCGAAUUCGGCGGCCCUUUUCAGGUCUUUAUCGGCCAAUUCCAAGUCGGAGCUCAUUCACAACGAAGAAAAGGACCCCGCCACCGACAUGGACAUGUCGGGCGUCUACAGCUCGAAAGCGGAUUGGGGCGCCCAGUUUCGAGCACCCUCGACGCUGCAGUCCUUCGGCGGAAAUGGGGGCGGUGGCAACGGGAUGGUGAACGGGGCUAAUCCCAAUGGCCUGACCAAAAAACAGGAGAUGAUGGUGCGCAGUGCCAUCAAGUACUGGGUGGAGCGGCACAAGCACGUGGUGCGCUUGGUUGCUGCCAUUGGUGAUACGUACGGAGCCGCCCUUCUGCUGCACAUGUUGACCUCGACCAUCAAGCUGACCCUGUUGGCCUACCAAGCCACCAAAAUCAACGGAGUGAACGUCUACGCCUUCACAGUCGUCGGGUACCUGGGCUACGCCUUGGCCCAGGUGUUUCACUUCUGCAUCUUUGGCAAUCGAUUGAUUGAGGAGAGUUCGUCUGUCAUGGAGGCCGCCUACUCGUGCCACUGGUACGAUGGUUCCGAGGAGGCCAAGACCUUCGUCCAGAUCGUGUGCCAGCAGUGCCAGAAGGCUAUGAGCAUAUCGGGGGCAAAGUUCUUCACCGUUUCCUUGGACUUGUUUGCCUCGGUUCUCGGUGCGGUUGUCACCUACUUCAUGGUGCUGGUGCAGCUCAAGUGAGCUGCCAGUGGAGUUUACAGAUUUUUUGUGCCAGGAAAGCGAAUGCCAAGGAGCCAGCGUGCUAAACCAACCCCCCAAACGCCCAGUCACAGUGCCCAUACACCGCCCCCACCUCUGUGCAACCAGCAAUAUUGUAGAGCAAUUAUAACGCAAAUUAUAUAUUUUAUACCAGCGACAAGCGAACCUCGAGGGGCAACAUGGAAACAUACUGGGGCAAAUAGAAGCCUGCAAAUAUUUAUCGAUUUUGUACACGUAUAGAGCUUUCAAUGUGAACUCAAGAUGCAAACCAAAUAAAUGUGUAGUGCAAA
Molecule: messenger RNA, 2097 nt
Organism: Drosophila rhopaloa
Lineage: Eukaryota; Metazoa; Arthropoda; Insecta; Diptera; Drosophilidae
Gene: Orco
Product: odorant receptor coreceptor
Exons: 7
Coding region: 329-1789 (486 amino acids)
Biological process (GO): detection of chemical stimulus involved in sensory perception of smell; sensory perception of smell
Cellular component (GO): plasma membrane
Molecular function (GO): olfactory receptor activity; odorant binding
Source: RefSeq, a predicted model, not a curated record